AUGGCACGUCGCUCUUUGACGCUUCAGCAUUCUGGAGGCAUACUUUCCCCUACUGCAAAGACAGAUGCAGAAGAAUUGAUAGGGAGCAGCCUGAAGAAGCUGCGCCCCAUAACUUCGAUACGUCCUCCCCGUUCACGACCUGUUGCUUGGGUGGAUCGCAGACAGCAUGUGAGUGAAGUUCGCACAGCCCAGAUGGAUUUGGGAUGGGACAUGGAGGGUCACAUGCCCGACCUCUCGUAUGCAGCGCCUGGCUUUCUGUCGCAGGCCCACUUGCGCUCUGAGGAAUAUUGGAAGGAUCUUCUGGGCAUUGAUGAUGAAAACAUUGCAGCAUUUCACUUUAUCCAGAGCGAUUUUUGUGGUAAGUUCAUGGCUGCCUGCAUCAUCGUGUUUGUUUUAGUGGUGGGCCAUCAUGACACUGAUGAACUUCCGAAAUGGGGAGCAGAGCUGGUGCACGGCAUCUUGGCCAUAAGUUUAAUCGAGGUUACUCUGCAUAUAUGCAACCACUACCAGGGAGCUCAGUACAAGAAGCCGGAAGAUAGGACCAUCCUGACGCUGGAUACCAUCGCUGUGGUUGUGUCCUGCUGCGAGAUCUGGAUCUUCCCAGUAGUAGUGGGUCCGAGCCUUCACUUUUCGCGGAUGGUUUGGCUCAUCCGCUUCCUGCGUGUCAUCAGCAUGAUUCCGUCUCUGCGAGAACUGACCCUAGGCGUGCUGGAUGCGCUCCAAGGCCUGUUCUGGGUGCUCAUGUUCCUUUUCAUCUUCGUCUACGCCCUUGCCGUAGUGUUGACACGGAUGAUCGGGCAUCGUGAGCGCAGCAAGGAUCCAGAUGUACAAGAGGUACAGGACAUGUUCUCCAACGUGGGCAAUAGCAUGUUCUACCUCUUCCAGCUUACCAGCCAAUGGAGUUUGGUGCCCCUCUUCCCUCUCCUCAAAGCUUCCCCAGCCACCUGUGUUGGCUUCACUCUCUUCUAUAUCUACUCAGGAUGGGUCAUAGUGGCCGUCAUGACUGGGACGGUGAGCUUCACAAUGAUCUCCUUCAAAGCCCGCAUGGUUCAGGAGGAUGAACUUCGAGAGGAGGAAAAAAGGGUCUUCGUGAAGCAGGUGCUUGAAGACAUCUUCCUUGCGCUCGAUGAGGACGGGAAUGGUGAACUCAGCUAUGAGGAGUUCCAGGCCCUACUUCGAUCCAAGGAGGUCCUACUCCUCCUGUCUGACAACACUGACAUCAAGAUCCAAGACCUGGAGGACAUGUGGCAGUGGAUAGAUACGGACAAGAGCGGUUCGGUGACCAUUGCGGAGUUCUUUGAAGGGUUUGAGAUGCUGAACGAGCCCUUCCGGCAAAAGACCCUCCUGAAGGUGCAAGAGAGGGUAUCUGGGGAGAUUCAGAUAACCCAGAAGCGGCUGCGGGAGCUUGCGAUGGAGAGCCUGGAUGUCUGCUGCCACAACAUCUACACACCCAUGAACAAGAUCCAUGCAGUCCUGGAGCAGGUGCAAAUUCAGCUUCUCACUGCCCUCAGGCUAAAACACCAGGUCGGCCUUGUGCCUGUGAACUCACAGACAGAAGAGGAUGCCACCCUGGCCGAAGUUCUGAUUGGAGCCGGGCUGCAGGUGCCCGAGGUUGCCAAUUCCCUGGCCAGCAUUGAAGCCCGUCUGGAGAUGCAGAUGCUGGAAGCGGUUGAGCGAAUCAACAACUUUCGGGCAGUGAAGACCCAACGGCAGCUGCGCUGGUCGCAGACCUCAAGCGCUCUGUUCUGA
Molecule: messenger RNA, 1749 nt
Organism: Symbiodinium pilosum
Lineage: Eukaryota; Dinophyceae; Suessiales; Symbiodiniaceae
Source: the annotation of a GenBank genome assembly